Daucus carota subsp. sativus is the source of this 665-nucleotide messenger RNA. RefSeq names its product NADH dehydrogenase [ubiquinone] 1 beta subcomplex subunit 9. Gene Ontology annotation, biological process: mitochondrial electron transport, NADH to ubiquinone. NCBI's taxonomy places the organism in Eukaryota, Viridiplantae, Streptophyta, Magnoliopsida, Apiales, Apiaceae. The transcript is spliced from 6 exons. The record is from RefSeq and is a predicted model, not a curated record. The coding region runs from base 77 to 430 and encodes 117 amino acids.
CAACGACCUGUUUGGAAGCCCCAAAUCAACGAUUUAGUUUCAGAGAGACGAUCUAAGAGAAGAAAGAGGGGUAGAAAUGAGCGGAGUGUCAGCAUACCUAGCUCGAAGGGCAGCACAAAAGGAGAGAGUCCGAAUACUCUAUCGACGAGCUCUCAAAGAAACUCUCAAUUGGGCCGUCCAUCGCCAUCUCUUCUAUCCAGAUGCCGAUGAUUUGCGUAAGCGUUUCGAUGCUAACAAACACGUGGAAGAUAUCAAUACUAUUGAUAGAUUGAUAGCUGAUGGAGAAGCUGCCCAUAACAAGUGGCGCCACCCUGAUCCUUAUAUCGUUCCAUGGGCUCCUGGCGGCUCCAAGUUUACAAGAAAUCCAGAACCACCUUCUGGGAUUGAGAUAGUUUAUGAUUACGGACAAGAAGCUGAGGAGGCUCUCUGAUCCUUUUUAUCCUGCAACAAAUAAAGGUUGACGUGGCAGGUCGAUUUGAGAUGGAAAGAUUAACAACCAUCUUCUUCGUGUUCUUUAUUUUUAAGUUUUUCUGAGUGCGAUCACUUAGAAGCUUUUGGCAUUUUAAUCUUUGCUAUUGACCUGUGUUUUGAUCUGUUAUUAUGUGACCUUGAAUUAAAAGAACUAAAGAUUGAAUGUUUUAAUAUGUACCCUACAUUUUCUAGCA